Messenger RNA from Aspergillus homomorphus CBS 101889, 1976 nucleotides. RefSeq lists its product as uncharacterized. The record is from RefSeq and is a predicted model, not a curated record. NCBI's taxonomy places the organism in Eukaryota, Fungi, Ascomycota, Eurotiomycetes, Eurotiales, Aspergillaceae. The coding region runs from base 6 to 1931 and encodes 641 amino acids. The transcript is spliced from 5 exons. Gene Ontology annotation, cellular component: nucleus.
UCGUGAUGGAACGAUACACCGGCUUUAUGGAUACUGAGUCUCUGCGCUCCGAGCCGUCCACUGUCGCGCUCGACCACUACCCAGCCUCGCCUCCCCCGGAGGCACUCAUCGCUGGUUUUCCCCAUCCCCCGAGCCGGGCCCGCAACCACGAUGAAAAUCCCAAUCUUACGCCCAAACCGUCCCUCAAAACCCUUCGUCGUAAUUACAUGAUCCACGAUCUGCCUCUCCUCCACGAACCCAAUCCAUAUUACAACAAUGACACCGACCAGCAGCAAUUUCACCCGCUCCACGAACCAGGUCUCUCAUAUGAUUUGAUCGCACCGGCUCAGGCCGACGAUGCCGCUCCCCUACACAGUCUCGAGCGUCUCGCCGACCUGAUGUUCUCAUCUGAACACAUGCUCUCCAUCCUCAACCACCCACGUUAUCUUGCGCGAUUCCGGGAGUUCCUGCUCGAGGAACGCCCACGCUCACUCGCCCUCCUGACCUACUACCUCACAGCCCGCAAGGCUCUUCUCGCCAUUGACUACGCUAAUGCUCUCGUUCGGUCGGUCAUUGACGCUCCUCCAGCCACAAUCGCAACGCCCGAUCCGGUUGUCGGCCAAAUUGCCCACCCGGUGCUGCACCAGCGCGUCACUGAGGCUCUGCAAGCUCUCACAGCAGAAGAACUACCCGCCUUCAUCACGGCUCGCUGUAUCAGUCUGACCAGCCGGGUGGUCGAAGAGCGGGUUCGUGGAAACCUCCCGCCUAAAUUUCAAGGGGCAUCUGAUGCAUUGGCGGAGGUGUUCUGCUUGACAGAUCCUUCGAGACGGGACAACCCGAUUAUUUUCGCUUCAGAGGAAUUCCAUCGCACCACGCAGUACGGUAUGGAUUAUGUGCUCGGUCGCAACUGUCGUUUCCUACAGGGACCGAAAACCAAUCCCAACAGUGUGAGACGUCUUCGUGAGGGGAUCGCGGCUGGAAGGCACCAUUCCGAGCUGUUUCUGAAUUAUCGCCGUGAUGGUUCCCCAUUCAUGAACCUGCUGCAGUGCGCCCCCCUGUGCGAUAGUCGUGGAACAGUGCGAUAUUUCAUCGGCGCGCAGAUCGACGUCUCCGGGUUGGCAAUGGACGGCGCGCAGAUGGAAUCCCUGCGUGCAUUGCAGGCAAAGCAGCGUCGAGCCGAGGCCAAGGCAGAAGAAGACGCGCGGGAUGAAGACUCGAUGGAGAUCAUCCAGCCAGAAGAGGGCGUGGAAGAGGAGGGCGGGGUGCAGGUUCGCUUUGACGAAGAUAGUCAAACUCUCGCAUAUCCUCAAUCCCACCGGACAUUCAGUUAUGAAAAACAGCAGAUGACUCCUAACGGACAUCAUCGGAGUGAGGGCGAGUUCGGAUCGGUAGACGGUGAGAAGGACGAUGGCGAAGAUGACCGCCCAAAGGACGAAUUCCGCCAAUUGACCGAGUUGUUCAGUCCACGAGAGCUGAACGUCACGCAGGAGGUCGGCGGGACCCUCUUCCACCCCAGCGCGGUGUCAACCUCCGCCGGGCUGAUGGAUCGCGGCAGCUGGCAGGCGAUGAGCCGAACGUGGUCAAUGGUUGAGGACGAAGCGAUUCGGGAACGGGAACUCAAAGAGUCAAUGUGGAGAGGCUCGUUGACGGGAGUGUAUGAAAAUUACCUCCUCGUGCGCCCGUAUCCCUCGUUACGAAUUCUCUUCACUUCCCCUGCCCUGCAGAUUCCCGGCAUGCUGCAAUCCUCGUUUUUAUCACGUAUCGGAAGCACCUCGACCGUGCGUGAGGAGUUGCUGGAAGCACUGAAGGGCGGGCGGAGUGUCACCGCGCGAAUCAAGUGGGUGACGAGGUACAAUACCCAGGGACGCGAUCGAUGGGUACAUUGCACGCCGUUGCUGGCGAGUAAUGGUGAGGUAGGGGUGUGGAUGGUGGUGGUGGUGGAUGAUGAUUGAGCGGAUUCUCAUUACUCAUUGCAAAAAGGAGCGGGCGGUGUUCGG